CCACCUGCAAUAUUUGGAACGAUUGAACCACAGCUUUAUAGAACCAAUUCAUUAUAUCCAGCAAACUUCCCAUUUAUAAAAUUAUUAGGUUUAAAGACAGUUGUACAAUUAUCACCAGAGGUUCCAAUUAAAGCGGUAUCAAGUUUUUUUCAAGAGAAUAAUAUCAAUUUAAUUCAUUUAGGUUUAAAAUCAUGGAAAGUAGAUUCUAAUUGGAAACCUCUAACAGAUGAAUUAAUCAAAGAAUGUUUAGAAAUUGUAUUAAACUAUGAUUAUUAUCCAUUAAUGAUUACUUGCACAUCGGGUGUUCAUCAAACUGGUGUCUUAGUGGGGUGUUUAAGAAGAUUACAAAAUUGGAAUCUUACAUCAAUUUUAGUGGAGUAUAAAGCAUUUAGUGGUCAAUCAAAUACUAGAUAUGUAAACGAACAAUUUAUUGAACUUUUUGAUGUAGAUUUAGUAACACUGCCAAACAGAUUACCAGUCUGG
Dictyostelium purpureum is the source of this 483-nucleotide messenger RNA. RefSeq lists its product as uncharacterized. The annotation marks the transcript as partial. The transcript has 3 exons. Gene Ontology annotation, molecular function: phosphatase activity. NCBI's taxonomy places the organism in Eukaryota, Evosea, Eumycetozoa, Dictyosteliales, Dictyosteliaceae. The record is from RefSeq and is a predicted model, not a curated record.